CAUUCCUUUAAUAAUUAUUAUAUUAUUGCUGAGGUAGGGUGGAGGUGGAUUCAGAGGGUGCUGCUUCUUGGGGUUUAGGGUUUGUGGGUUCACCCUUGCUCAGGUUCCCUCUCUGGGGUUUCCAGGUGGGGUGACUCACACAGGCAGGUGACUCACCUCCCUCUGGGUCCUCUCCUUGGGUGGGGAGUUGAUUUUUGGGGUGGUGGCAGCAGUGCUGGGGUAGGGACUAAGGUAAAAUGUGUCCCAGUGGGAUGAGUGCUGGGCCCAUGACUGGUGAUAGUCUGUGGGUGCAUGUGGGGCUUAGCACCACUCAGCCUUGGGCUUUUUCCUUUGAGAUUUGGCCACCAAGGGGCCAGCUGGUGUUCCCUGCUUGGUGGAGAGAAAGGCAGCUGAGAUGGUGGGGGAAUAUGGGGCAGAGCCCAGUGUCUCUUGAAUCCAUUGCAUUUUUUGGGCACAGGCUGCCCAGGUUCCUCUGGCUCUCAGCACCGUGUUUGAAGAGGGGCUGGGGGCCUUGCAGGAAGAUCCUGCCUGCUGCUGUACCCCCAAAAUUCUUCCCAGGGCUCACAGAUGGAAAUCCUUGAGGAUGAGAAGGCCCUUAUGUCAAGGGGGCAAAGCCAUCAGCCCCGCCCCCAUUUGAAAUGGAUUUGUGUUUUGUGCUACUGUGCUCUGGUCUGUUGUUUUACUGAAGGUGGUGCAACACGUGUGGAAGCCACAGCCAGGUGGAGGUGUGCUCAGUGUCCAACAGGAGCUCUUCAAAGACCUCUGGGGCACAGUGGCUGUGUGGGCAUGGGGUUCCCCAAAGCCUGAUAGGUGCUGGUGGAUGUUGGGGGAUCUCCUGACCUUCAGCUCUCCUUUCCAAGAGACUCAAAGGUCCCUGGGGAGGUGGAAGCAAACAGCAGUGUGCUGAGCAAGGAGUUGAAUUCAGCCCUAGGGCACAGCUGGGUCAUGGUGGCAUUGAUGAAGGGGUGUCUUGACUGGCCUUAGCAUGGAGUGUUGAGGCUAAAUGCAGUGGGGGGGACGUUUUUGGGGGUCAGAGGACAUGGGACUUUUCCCUGAGAGAAAUAUCUCCCUUCAGGCAUGUAGACAUGGGGGUGUUGUCCCAGUUAACUUUCAGGCAAGUGGGGGAGGGUGCCACCAGGGUUGUGUUUUGCUGUUAUUCAGGAUGAGGAGACAGAUGGGAGAGGGAAGAACCCAUUCAGCACUGGGACUGGACCCUGGGCCCCUACCUUCUGGUGUCACAGGGGGUGUGGGACACUUCCUGGGUCACCUCCACACUGUGCUGGCCACCAACUUGGCCAUGGUGACACUGCAGCAGCAGGGGGAUGGUUUAGUGUCCACGCUAGAGGUCCUGGCAUUGUCCUCUAGGCAGGCAGGGGAGAGCUGGGGAAAUCUCCUGUGUCAGGAGCAGCUUGUCAGAGAGCUGGAUGGGCCUGCAGGCCCUGGAGACCUCCCAGAUUCCUGGGGAAUGGAACCAGACUAACUGGAGCCCAUCUCUCACAUGGUGUUGUGGAGGACCUGCCAGGCAUUGGAGGAGUUGAGGAUGAUGAGGAGAUGAAGGCAGUGUCAGUCAUUGGCCACCACCAGCAGCACCAGGGGAACAAGACCUGGGAAAGGACAAAUACAGGGGGGGAUUUUGGGGUGGAAAAAUGACUUGUUUGGUAAAUUUAACUUGUAAAAUAAGCAUGAGUGGCAAACAUGGAUGUGUCAUUUAGACUGGAAAUGAGGAUGAAAACAGGUCUGGGUGCUGGUGAGGGCUGGGCACUCUGAUACGCAGGCAGUGACGGCAUGUGGUGAUGUGGGAGGGACACCCUUGGGAGGGCUUGGCUUCCCCUCCCGGCAGUCCCGGCCCAUUUACCCUGCUGUGCUUUCACAUUCCCCAGCAGAGGCUGGAGCUGGGGCACGUGGGUGUUUGGGGAGCUCCUCGGUGGGUGCCCCUGCCCUCAUUUCCACCCCAGGGCAGCUUCACUGGGAACUGCUCCUGGAUGUGGAAGCUGUGAGGAUGGAUCAGCCUCGUCAUUCACCACAGGUCCCAUUAGACUGCAGAGUGAACAUGCUGCGUUCUACCUGUGCUUUCCCACCCAGCUAAUCCCAGAAGAUCUUUCUUUGCCAAACCCAGGGGCUGAUGUAUCCCUUUCCCUGCUCUGGUGCUGGACUCCUGCAUUCCAGGAUCCUUUCCCCACUGAUGGGAAUGAGGGCUUCUCCUCCCUAUUAUCACUUGGCCUUGCUUGCUGCAGGUGUGUGUCUCCAGUGGAGAGAGCCAGUAAUAGGAGAGGUGUCCCACUGGCAGUUGGUGGCUGAGCAGUGUGCUGCCCAUUAUGGCUGGUUGGUUUAGGCGGCUUCUGCACAAGCCAAAGCCGAGCUCAGUGGAAAGCCUCAAGUCCAGCCACUCUGCUUCAUCCUCACCUUCUUCCUCCUCCUCCUCUGCCAAGAGCUCCAGCUCUUCUCCUGGCACAAGCUUGACCUCCAGCUCCUUGUCGCCUGUGUCAGCAGUGGACAUCAGCGCCUCUGACAGCCCCCGGUGGGACAAGAGCUAUGAUGUGUGCAUCUGCCACAGUGAGGGGGACAUGGAGCUGGUGGAGGAGCUAGUGUCCUACCUGGAGGGCCAGCCAGAGAGCUUCCGGUGCUUCCUGCAGCUGCGGGACGCGGUGGCGGGAAACGCGGUGGUGACAGAGCUGUGUGACGCCGUGCGGAACAGCCACUGCUGGGUCAUGCUCAUAACCCCCGGCUUCCUGCAGGACCCCUGGUGCAGGUACCAGAUGCACCAGGCCUUGGCUGAGGCUCCCAUGGCCAAUGGGCGCACCAUCCCAGUGCUGAAGGACGUGGAUCGCAAGGAUUAUCCCAGGGAGCUGUGGAACAUCUACUACAUCUACAUGGCGCUGAAGGAGAAAAGCUUCAGGCAGAUCAGAGACACUGUUGUACGCUACCUCCAGGAACUGUGCCGGAGCUCCAGAAAAGGGACAGAGUAGUGCUGGGAGCAGGCAGACGCAUCCCCAUGGGCAUUGUGGAGCUGUUGCUGUUGGAUGUCCCGUUGGACCUUGAGGUCAAACCUGAGCUGCUGAGACAAGGAUGGAGAGUUCCCCACAUCCAUGAGGGACAGCAGACCACAGCCCACCACGUCCCAGUGGCCAAAAUUUCCUCAGCGGGACAGGGACAUCACACAAACACUAAGCUCUGACAUCGGGUGGUUCUCAGGGUCACAAGAGCUCUUUACUGUGCUGCCAUUUGCUGUCCUGAGGGCUCCGGAAUCUCUACUAAGCUGACAAGGCCCCUGCUGGGCUGUGGGCAAGACAAGAUGAGGCAGGCAGUGACUUCGCACGGAAUCGUUGAGACUACGAAAAUGCAGAAGUUUUAAGUUUU
Catharus ustulatus (Swainson's thrush) is the source of this 3357-nucleotide messenger RNA. RefSeq names its product TIR domain containing adaptor protein (gene TIRAP). Bases 2316 to 2966 code for a protein of 216 amino acids. NCBI's taxonomy places the organism in Eukaryota, Metazoa, Chordata, Aves, Passeriformes, Turdidae. The transcript has 5 exons. The record is from RefSeq and is a predicted model, not a curated record. Gene Ontology annotation, biological process: signal transduction.